Molecule: messenger RNA, 267 nt
Organism: Entrophospora sp. SA101
Lineage: Eukaryota; Fungi; Glomeromycota; Glomeromycetes; Entrophosporales; Entrophosporaceae
Source: the annotation of a GenBank genome assembly
AUGAAGAUAUAUCAAUUAAGCACAGAUUUGAAAUGGAGAAUUGUGUUUUUACAUAUUGAUGGUUAUUCAGAUCAGAUAAUUGCAAAUAUGUUAUGUUUUAGCAUCUCAACUGUAAGAAGGAUUCUUAACUUAUAUAAAACUUGGGGAUGUGUUGAAACUCUUAUUAAAGGACAGCAAGGAAGAAGAAAAAUUAUUGAUAAGAAGGAUUUAGAAUCAUUGCAACAACUAAUUACUCAAAAUCCUGAUUUUUAUUGGAUGAAUUGGUAG